AUGUCGGAGUUCUGGUUAAUUUCCGCCCCAGGAGACAAGACAAACCUGCAGGCAUGGGAGAGAAUGAACACGGUGACAUCUAAAUCCAACCUGUCCAGCAACAGCAAAUUCCAUAUUCCGGACUUAAAGGUGGGGACACUGGAUGCUCUUGUUGGCCUGUCAGAUGAGUUGGGAAAACUUGAUAGCUUUGCUGAAAGUGUCAUAAAGAAAAUAGCCCAGUACAUAGGAGAAGUUAUGGAGGACUCAAAAGACAAAGUCCAGGAAAAUCUUCUGGCCAAUGGAGUUGACCUAAUUAGCUACCUGACACGGUUUGAGUGGGACAUGGCCAAAUAUCCCAUCAAGCAGCCGCUGAAGAAUAUAUCAGAAGCAUUAGCAAAGCAAGUGAAUCAAAUAGAAACAGACCUAAAGACCCGAUCAGCUGCAUACAACAACAUUAAAGGAAAUUUGCAAAGCCUGGAGAAAAAAACUGUGGGAAAUCUGCUGACUCGGACCCUAGCAGACAUUGUGCAUAAAGAAGACUUUGUUCUGGAUUCCGAGUAUCUGAUCACGCUGCUCGUCGUGGUGCCAAAGUCAAGCUACGUACAGUGGCAGAAGACCUAUGAAUCCCUCUCCGACAUGGUAGUGCCUCGCUCCACCAAAAUGAUUGCUGAGGAUGCAGAGGGAGGACUCUUCACCGUGACUCUGUUUAGAAAAGUGAUGGAUGACUUCAAGGCUAAAGCCAGGGAGAACAGGUUCAUAGUUCGAGAAUUUUAUUUUGAUGAGAAGGAACUGAAAUGUGAAAAGGAAGAGUUGAUGAAAUUAGCUUCUGAUAAGAAACAACAAUACGGCCCGUUACUGCGCUGGCUCAAAGUGAACUUCAGUGAAGCGUUUGUGGCUUGGAUUCACGUGAAAGCCUUGAGAGUUUUUGUUGAAUCUGUCCUGAGGUAUGGCCUCCCGGUGAAUUUCCAAGCAAUGCUGCUGCAGCCCAAUAGGAAGUCUGUAAAACGCCUGAGAGACAUCCUAAAUGUGGUCUUCAAGCACCUGGAUGAAGUUGCAGCAGCAAGUAUAAUGGAUCCUGGCAUGGACAUCCCUGGGUUACAGCUGAGCAAUCAAGAGUACUACCCUUAUGUCUAUUUCAAGAUUGACCUCAGUCUUCUUGACUGA
Merops nubicus (carmine bee-eater) is the source of this 1143-nucleotide messenger RNA. RefSeq names its product ATPase, H+ transporting, lysosomal 42kDa, V1 subunit C2 (gene ATP6V1C2). Gene Ontology annotation, biological process: proton transmembrane transport. Gene Ontology annotation, molecular function: proton-transporting ATPase activity, rotational mechanism. Bases 1 to 1143 code for a protein of 380 amino acids. The transcript has 12 exons. Gene Ontology annotation, cellular component: lysosomal membrane; vacuolar proton-transporting V-type ATPase, V1 domain. Lineage: Eukaryota; Metazoa; Chordata; Aves; Coraciiformes; Meropidae. The record is from RefSeq and is a predicted model, not a curated record.